Paramormyrops kingsleyae is the source of this 4446-nucleotide messenger RNA. RefSeq names its product Rho GTPase activating protein 30 (gene arhgap30). Gene Ontology annotation, molecular function: GTPase activator activity. Lineage: Eukaryota; Metazoa; Chordata; Actinopteri; Osteoglossiformes; Mormyridae. Gene Ontology annotation, biological process: small GTPase-mediated signal transduction. The record is from RefSeq and is a predicted model, not a curated record.
GCCGUAAGCAGGCCAAACAAAGAUGAGAUGUUCCAGGGGACAGGGGACAGAUAGUCGGAUAUAUGACUUGAGUUUUCACGGCUCAAAGGAGGGGUAAAUGUAAGUGUUUCGCCAUGAACUGUCAGGGAGACUGAAACAUUACAGAAUGUGCUCGAGGGUGUGGCCUGUUUCAUUUUUAGAGCUUUCAUGGACUAACAGAAGGAAGUGGAGGGUGCAGCAUUGCUCACUUUGCUUCAGUAAAGCCUGCACUCCGGUGCCGUACUGGCAUUUAUGUUACGAAGUCCCAUUUCGUUAAUGAACACGAACUGAUCAGCAAGGGUGCCCAGGCGUGACGAGGUAGUAAACGCAGCACCAAACAGCGAGACACGCCGUGUGGCCCGCGGUGCCCGCAGAUCUCAUACAGCGCGUUUAAAAACACGGAAGAGCGAGGCGGCCAGACCACAGGACCACAGAGUACAGGGCUGUGAAGAGAGCCUGCGUAACCAUUGCCAAUUGAUGUUAAGGAGAGACGUGGCACAGACAGGGGAGCGAUGCGGAGAGGAAAGCGAAAGGCCGGCAACAGGGACAAAGUCUUCGGCUGUGACCUGUUGGAGCACCUGGCUGCUUCUUCCCAGGAGAUUCCCCUGGUACUACGGUAUUGCAGUGAGUUUAUCGAAGAGCAUGGAGUCGUGGAUGGAAUCUACCGGCUGUCCGGAGUAUCUUCCAAUACUCAGAAGCUGAGGACGGAGUUUGAUGAGGGCUCCCCAGACCUCAAUAAGGAAGUGUACCUGCAGGACAUACACUGCGUCAGCUCCCUCUGCAAGGCCUACUUCAGGGAGCUGCCCAACCCACUGCUCAUGUACCAGCUUUACGACAAGUUUGCCGAAGCAGUAUCCAUUCAUCUGGAGGACGAAAGACUGGUGAAGAUCAAGGAUGUUCUGAAAGAGCUGCCUACUCCCCACUACAGGACUCUGGAGUAUCUGAUGCGUCAUCUAGUGAGAAUGGCCGCUCACUCCUCGCAAACCAACAUGCACGCCAGAAACCUCGCCAUUGUGUGGGCGCCCAAUCUGCUCAGGUCAAAGGACAUCGAGGCAUCAGGUUUCAAUGGCACGGCUGCGUUCAUGGAGGUGCGUGUCCAGUCCGUGGUGGUGGAGUUCAUCCUGACCCAUGUGGCCCAGCUCUUUCCGGAAGAAGGCAAUACCGGCGAGCGCAGACAGUCCCUGCCCUCACCAGCGUUCGCCUGCAUCGAAGACAAGAUUAGCCCUUCGCUGUUCGCAGGCACCAUCAGUCCCGGCGAUGGACCUCUCCCCAUGCGGCCGUACCACACCAUCAUCGACGAAAAGAGGAAGGGCUCGCUGAAGAGCAGGAAGUGGACGUCCAUCUUUAAUCUGGGGAGCAGGCUUAAUGAGAAGAAGCAUAAGUGUUCCAGAAAAGAGAAGGAGAAGAGCAGCCUGAGACCUGCCAAAAGCAUGGACUCACUGAGUUCUCCCUCUCAGGAAGGACAUGGGAAGCGGCCAGACCAAUGCCUCCUGUCGUCUCCCAGUCAGCAGCUGACGGUCACACCGGGAGGUGGCGAGUCUGGCGGCCUUGCGGCCUCUACUGGUGGCAUGGGCAGCAGCUAUGCGGUGACGUACCGCAGGGGGGGAGGUGCCAGUGUGAGUAUGGUGAGCGGAGGGGGCACCCCCGGCACCUACAGUCGGCUGGACUCUGGGGGCGGCCUGGCCACCGUCAUAACGGACCGCCCGAUACCCAGAUCCCCCGCUGCCAACAGCAGGGCCGAGCGCCGAGCGGGCAUCCACAUCUCGGGGCCCUUCUCUGUCACCGUGCCCCUGCACAUCACAUCGGGCCUGGCCCUGGGAGUCCUACAGGGGGCGGCGGGAGAAAAGGCGGAGGAGCCAGGGGGCCAGAGAGGAGAGGACAGGGAGCAAGGCGGGAAGGAGAAGAGAGUCGAGCCGGGAGAGUCCCAACAGCAGGCGAGAAAGGGGGAGCAAGAGGGCAAGGGAGGCGGGGAUGGAGAGAAGGAUCUGGAAGAAGGAGAGGCUACAUCAAAGGAUGGGCGAAGAAGCAGGAAAGAUGGUGAAGAAGGAGAAGCAAGGAGGCAAGGCGCUGAGGAGCAGAUAGAGAGGGCUGUCAAUGGAGUGAGUGUGGAGGAGCGUCCAUCAAAGGCCGGAGGAGAGAGAAGAAAGGAAGGAAGUGAAGGUGAGGGAAGAUCAGAUGCUGGACAGCCAGCCGAGAACAAAGAGGAACAAGAAGACGAUGAGGAGCAGGAGUAUAUGGACAUGAAAGGCAGCAUACCGCUGUAUGACGACUCUCAGGACCUGCCACUGGACUUCCAGGAUACAUUUGGCUUCCUUGACGUCUUGGACAACAUGACAUCAAAUCAGGUGAACGAGUUCUCUGUAGAGCCCCCAUGUUAUGACACAGAAGAAGAGGAGGAUUUGAGAGAUGAAGAGAAGGACCAGCAAGUACCCAGUUUGUCCUGCCAGGAGCUGGAGCACCUCCCCGAAGAGGCGAUAGAGAGUAACCCCCCCACAGAGCUGGACAAAGAGGACACGGAGACGCCUGUCCAACUACGCCAGAAAAACAACCAGCUGGGCUUCCCCCCACACAACCGGGCCUGCAAGUCACAGAGCCUACCUUACAAAGCAGGCCUCUUCCUCCAAACGGCCAUCAAUUUUAACGAAGAGUAUGAUGAUGAUGAUGAUGAUGAUGAUGAUGAUGAUGAAAGUGAAGACGACGAAGGAAGUGAAGAAGACGAUAAUGAAGAUGACCAGCUGUUCUUUAGUCUGCCAUCCAGCAUGACGUUCCGCAGCCAGCGCCAGGAAGAUAUGGAGCACAGUGUGACCCAAAACAUCGAAGAUGGCCGCACCUCCCAACUAGGUCCAGCAGGGGGCGACGGUACCGGACUCAGCCCGAGUGCUGAGGACUUAGAGGCAGAAGUGAAGGAGAGAACAAUGGAGCCACCAGGCUCAGGGCCGGCUGUCGACGCAGAAGCAGCAGAGACAGCGGUGGACCAUGACGAGGUCGAGGGUGAAGAAGGAAGGCCAGAGCAGGCGGAGAAGACAGAGCAGGGAGACCCAGCAAUCGAAACACACAGACAGCGUGAGGAAGAGGAGUGUCAAGCCGUGGGAGUUCGCAGCGAGGAGGAGGAAGACAGUUGUGAUGUCAGAGGGACUCCAAGCAGGUCUGAGGAUAGCCAAGACCACAUGGAGGCUCCAGAUGAAGCAGAAAGUGGUUCACAGGUGAACACUGUGCAGGAGAAGCCUGAGGCUACGCAAGCUAACACUGAAAGAGACGAUUCUGAAGGUUGUUGUCAGUGCGUCGAUCUAGGGGACUCAACAGACGGGACACCACUGGAAGAGGAAGCUCUCAGUUUGGGUGUGGAGCCUACAACCCCACCUGGAACAGAGGACGUUUCUCCUCCCGGGACACCUUCUGAGCUGCCCCCUCUGUCCCCGAAUUCUUCUGAGAUGCCACCAGAGGAUAAUGUUGUUAAAGAGGGGACCAUAGCCGUCAGUGAGGAUGCCAUGGCUGGGAUUUCUACCGAGGGGAGAGAAGCUUGCCUUCCCUCCGAGAAUGUGGAGGAACGACCCGGAAGCUCCACUGAGAUGACAGAACAAGGAGAGAGAGAGGUAGCUACUGACAGAGAGGGAGAGGGAGAGGAGGGAGAGGAAGGAGAGGAAGGAGGCGAGGCCCAAAUUAGCGAUGAUAUGCAGGAGCAACAGGACAGCAAAGAAACACACGUGGAUUCCUCAGGACAAGAUGACAAUGACUAUGCAGAGAUGAUAGAGACUGAUGGACUAUCAGAAGUAGCAGAUACAGAAGAAGAACACAAUGAAUCUGAAAUCAACAAAAAUAUCCGGGAAACGAAUAAGGAAAUUAAAGACGGAGGAGAGGAAUGGAGGGAGAGCAUGGAGGAGCUGAAGGUAGGGCAGGAUGAGAAAUCUGAGAGGGCGACGGAGGUAGAACUGGGGCUGCUGAGAACUCUGGUGGUGUCAAAACAAGUGCAGCCAAAAGUGUACCACGCCAAGGCAGUGCCCGUCGUCCCACCCAAACCCCAGCUGUCCAAACUGGCAGCCCUGAACCUCCGACAGCAGCAGCUGCAACGAGAGAGCAAGAGAGGGAAAGAGGGAGAGUGGCAGAGGGACCGGGAUAAAGAUAGAAACAGAGAAGGACAGGGGUCCAAGGAAGUGGACAGGGAGGUGAAGAGGAACAGUCCGAUAAGCAUGUAUUUUGAUCAGGCUGUUGCCAUGGCUACCGAGAGAAGAGGGAGGGAGAUGGAAGACAGAGAGCGGGAGAGAGAGAAAGAAAGGGGGAUGGAUGAAGAAUGCGAGACAGAAGAGAAAGGGACUGAUGGAGAAUAAUGCAAAUGCACGGUAGGGGGCGAUAUUGUAUAACCUGCAGAAAUGAUGUUUCGCAUUCAUGGUGAACCAUGAAUAAUAGAAGGUAAGAAUAUAUAAAACAGAA